Anoplopoma fimbria (sablefish) is the source of this 3988-nucleotide messenger RNA. It is a transcript of the gene il7r, whose product is annotated as interleukin 7 receptor. The coding region runs from base 27 to 1256 and encodes 409 amino acids. Gene Ontology annotation, molecular function: protein binding; cytokine receptor activity. Gene Ontology annotation, biological process: cytokine-mediated signaling pathway; positive regulation of receptor signaling pathway via JAK-STAT; hemopoiesis. The transcript has 7 exons. Gene Ontology annotation, cellular component: membrane; external side of plasma membrane. NCBI's taxonomy places the organism in Eukaryota, Metazoa, Chordata, Actinopteri, Perciformes, Anoplopomatidae. The record is from RefSeq and is a predicted model, not a curated record.
UGCAGCUGUGAGGAGACUCAGAUGAGAUGCUGCCGAGCUGCUGGACCGCCGUGCUGCUGCUGCUGUCGGCCAGGAGUCGAGCUCAGAGUGGAGACGGAGACGGAGACGGAGACGGAGACAUGGAGCCCAGAGUCAGGUGCACCUCUCACAUCCUGACGACAGGAAGCAGUCUGAGCUGUAAACUGGUGGGAGGCAGCAACGACGACGAGGAUGAUGAAGACGAGGAGGCUGAUGGCGUAGGGAACAUGACAGUGUGCUACUUUGAUUUCAGUCAGAAGAAAGCGAAGUGCUUGGAGGCGUUCGGGGACACCGUCAGCUCCAGAAAUCUGAAUCCCAUCCUUCAGUUGAAUGUGACCGUCCACCUGAAGAGAGGAGGCCGGAUUUCAACCACAGUCGACCUGAAGAAAAUAGUUCAGCCCGAAUGUCCUCAGGUGAAGAACGUGACUUUCGAUGAGGACCAGGCUGUGAUCCGCUUUGAGACUCCGUACCUCAAUGAAUACAUUAAAGUAGACAACCAACUCUUCCAGCUGCACAUCUGGACCGCCGGCAGAACAAUAACUCAAAACGUCUCAUCAGAGAUUCUGGAGAUCAACAUGGAGCACCUCAAAAAACACACCAAGUAUCACGUGAAAGUGAGGGCGAUCCCGAUGAACGGUCUGCAGGGUUUCUGGAGCGAGUGGAGUGAAACUUUCAAUUUCUCCACUCCGGCUGCUGAGAACCAGCCAGACCCAUUCAUCUCUUUGUCUCCAGCGGAAGAAGGCACGAUUCAGACGGACAUACUGAUCGUGUGUCUCGUCAUUUUGGUGGUGGUGCCUUCAAGUGUUGUUAUCUUCUGCAAAAACAAAAUAUUUACGUACAUGUGGCCGAGGAUCCCUCACCCCAAACACACUCUGGUGCAGAUCUGCAAGACAAAUAAAGGCCUCCUAUUGAACUUCAAACCGGAGGAGUUCAGUGCCCUCAAAGUGGAGAAAACAGAGAAUCAGUCGUUUGAGGAAACUGAGCCUCCGAUGGAAGCUGAAGCUGCUGACCACGACAACGACCGCUCGAGUCCUGCCUGCUCCACCCAGAGCUCCGACGGCUGCAUGAGCAACACCAGCGUCAGCACCGAGGAGUCCACCCUGCUGAGCAGGAGCUCCUCCGACGGAGAGGACCUCCGGCUCGGGGAGAGACCUCCCACACCUCAGCCUGAAGGCAGCAGUGGAGGAAAUGAGGCGGAGGCUUACGUCACCAUGUCCAGUUUCUAUCAGAUUAAGUAGGUCAGGAGGAGGAAUAGUGAUGGACGGACAUUUAUUUUAUUUAUCAAACGUUCCCUUCAGAAGGCUCUGAAUCUGUGGUUUUCAACCUGGAGGUCAAGACCCCACAGAAGACCAAAGAUACAUCUCAGGGUCCACUAGAUCAUGAAAUGUGUGAGAAGGAAAUUCAAAUCUUGUUUUUUAGCGACGUGGACCUAAUGUCAGUCCGUCCACCACUUUGAUCCAGAACUAUCUCAGGUAUUGGAUGGAUUUCCAUGAAAGUUUUCACAGACUUCAACUUUGUCCAGAGGUUUAAUCCUACUGACGUUGACUCCUCCAUGACAUUGAAAUGCUUUUUUACAGAAAUAUCUAAAGAAUAUUUUGGACGGAUUGCCUUGACAUUUGGUACCAAUAUGAGUCCAGAGCAAUGAAUCUAAAUGACUUUGGUGAUCCUCAACCCUUUUUCUCUAGCGCCACCAGCAGGUCAAAGUUCAUUUUAAAUGACCACUAUAAUGUCUGCUCCACUCCUUCAAUAUCUAACCCACUUAAAAACGUUGAGGGACUUUUUAAAGACGGACUAUUUUCAAAGUCUGUGCAGCAGAAAUGUCGUUAAUAGCUUUUAUUAUUACGUCUGCGAGUAAUAGUGGAUUUUAAGUCCAGAAUGUAACAUGUAGCCGUUUGCUAACUUUGGGCUGAUGACCCAGAGGUUUUGAAAUGUAGCUGUUUGUGUUUAUUUGUGGAAUUUGAUGCCUUAUGAUUAUAUCAAUUAUAUUUUCAUCAUAUCUCAUACAUUGUAUACUGACAUACCUCCUCAUGGUGUUGUUGGAGGAACCUUAGGAGACCAUACCAGUGUUUAUGUAUGUUUUACUACAAAUCACAGAUUACAAUCUCCCAGGCAGCCCAUUGGUUAAAAGGUCAGUUAAUCUUUUAGCUGACAUUUAGAACCACCUAAAACAUCCCUCCAUCCUCCUAACUGUCCCUUAGAACCUCCUAAAGGAUCCUUAAGACCUCCUAACUGUCCCUUAGAACCUCCUAAAGGAUCCUUAAGACCUCCUAACAGACCCUUAGAACCACCUAAAGGAUCCUUAAGACCUCCUAACAGACCAUUAGAACCACCUAAAGGAUCCUUAAGACCUCCUAACAGACCCUUAGAACCACCUAAAGGAUCCUUAAGACCUCCUAACAGACCCUUAGAACCACCUAAAGGAUCCUUAAGACCUCCUAACAGACCCUUAGAACCACCUAAAGGAUCCUUAAGACCUCCUAACUGUCCCUUAGAACCACCUAAAGGAUCCUUAAGACCUCCUAACUGUCCCUUAGAACCACCUAAAGGAUCCUUAAUACCUCCUAACAGACCCUUAGAACCACCUAAAGGAUCCUUAAGACCUCCUAACUGUCCCUUAGAACCACCUAAAGGAUCCUUAAGACCUCCUAACUGUCCCUUAGAACCACCUAAAGGAUCCUUACAUCCUCCUAACUGUCCCUUAGAACCUCCUAAAACAUCCCUACAUCCUCCUAACUGACCCUUAGAACCACCUAAAGGAUCCUUAAGACCUCCUAACUGUCCCUUAGAACCACCUAAAGGAUCCUUAAGACCUCCUAACUGUCCCUUAGAACCUCCUAAAACAUCCCUACAUCCUCCUAACUGACCCUUACAACCACCUAAAGGAUCCUUAAAACCUCCCUUAGAACUUCUUCAGUGGACACUAGAAUCCCGUAUAGAGCUACUACUCCUCGGUGACCACAAGAACUCCGUAGACGACCACAACAACCACACAGAGUAACCCUAGAAAGGCCACCUAAAGGGCCACUUGAUCAACUUCAAGGACUUCUAGAACCUCCUCAAAGAGAACCUAAACCAACCAAUCUCAGAACCCAUUGACCAAGACUUCCUCUUCCGUGCGCUGCUCAUUGUUUACAGUCUGAUUAACAACUGGAGAUGAGAGACUGGAGUUUAGAGACUGUUUACCAGCAUUCAACCAAAGCCUGCUCCAACAUGCUUGGUUUAAACUACUCUAAGUACAGAAUGCUUCCGAUACCAAAACCCUGCCCGGUUUCCUACAGAUUCUGUAUAUGUAUGAAGAGAUUAUAAACCACCUAAAGGACCACCUACUAAAAAAAUAUCUUCAGAACCACCAUGAGGGUCCCAACAAUCCCCUAAAGGACUUCUAGAACCUCCUUACUGUGAGAUUAAAGCACAUCCUUAACCUGUGAGGGUGUUGAUCCUCCCAAAGCCUCCAGAACUGUUUCAGAGCUGGUUGUCAAAGAUAGAAACCUUUCAGUGAAAAGAACAUCUGUUCAGUGUGUUUCAUUUAUUCAGGAUAAUGAUUUGUGCUAAAACAUACAUAAACACCAGUGAGGUCCUUCAAAAGAAAGCUGCUCUUAUCUGCACUUAAACUGUUAGAGAACUAAAACUGUUGUAGUCGUUCAUCAACAGGCUCUUCUUACUGUCGUAACGCACUCGGCCCACAUUCAUACAGGUGAGAGGAGUGUGUUGCUGCUGUUAACUGAACACAAUGCUGCCUCUUAAUAUAUCUGACACAACCUACACCUCAUGUUUCCACCGGCUGAGAUAAAUACACAGAAUGUACGCUUUGUUUUCUCAGAUAUCUGUAAUAUGUUACUCCAGAUUCAACUGUAGCUACUAAAUAUUCUGUAUAUACUACAUGCUAAUGUCUGAUUGUACCUGUACCAAUGUUUUUUUUAUUCAAACAAAGCAUGUGGUGUUGCAUAUCAACGAAAAUCAAUAAAAGAGA